This is a messenger RNA of Tigriopus californicus, 3686 nucleotides long. RefSeq lists its product as uncharacterized. The transcript is spliced from 2 exons. The record is from RefSeq and is a predicted model, not a curated record. Lineage: Eukaryota; Metazoa; Arthropoda; Copepoda; Harpacticoida; Harpacticidae.
UCAGGAUUUGCCUGGUCCUAGUCUGGCGUGCCCAAGCGCUACACAUAUUAAACAAGAUCCUGGCUAUUGCAUCUUUAAUCGAGUUGAAUGAUCUGUGAAGCGAAACAAGUCAAUUUAGCUGCUCACUCAGUGUGGUCAUGCUUGCAGCGUACAAAAUCUUACAGAGUUCACGUGCAUUAAUUCUCGCAAUGAAUUGGAAGAUGAGUCGAAAAAUUUUCACUAUGUGAAGUGUAAAUUAAGUUUUCACGUGUCCCAUUGAUUGGCUCUAAUGCAAAGUAGUGAGCGCAACAUCCAUCAAAGUACAUUUCGAAGGAAAAGCAGCCUAUCUGAUUCUGGUUUGAACUGGACUUUUGUACUCUAUCAGGCACCAUCGCUACCUGAAACACGCUCAAACCAUGUACGUAAGUAAGUACAUUGGUUGGUAUGUCGAGUCAGCGCGAGGGGUGUGCUAGUGGAACCGGUGUAAUAUGGGAACCACUUUGCUUGAGAGGUGUAAUGGAACAAUGGAGAGAUUUUAUGUGUUUUCAUCUUCAUCGAGAAGUAGAACAAAGAAAGAAACGACUUCUGGAAAAGGGCAGUGGAAACUUAUGGAGACACAAUCGAUUGACUCAGAUCUCAAUCUGGCCAAAUUGUUUCAACAAAGAAAUGGCCAAAACCAUCAUAAGUAAUAGCUGUCAAUGGGAAAAGAAGCUCGCACGCAAAUUCAAAUGUUGUCCGAAUGCAGGAAAAAAAUGAAAGUACAAAGGGAUCCAACCGCUCUCUAGUUCUUGACAAAUCCCCCUCUUCGUCCCUCCCUCCCUCCCUCCCCUCGUAAACUGUGUGAUCGGUCUUCGUGCAUACCGCUCAACCCAGCAUCAUCUCUACUAGUACAUACGAACUUAUGUAGACUACUAAAUGGACAUGGAGUGGCUUCGACCUGCUCUUUGUGAACCUUUCCCCAUCACUGAAUGACACGAGCCCAAUGCCGGUCUAGUGUAUUCUGGUUCCCGUGAAUCCUUCUUCGAGGCAAACCCCGGAGCUAAACAAUCACAUGAUGAUGAGGGAGUCCGUCUGUUCACCAUCCGACCGAUAGCGUUUCUUGCGCGAUGACUUUUGUGGGCUCACAGAUACUGCGUCCGUAAAAAAGUGGACAAAGCACACCCUUAGAAUUGGGCUCAGUGAUAUUCCUCAACCUGGAAAUUAAGUGAAGAAUUCAGAGCCUUCAGAGAAAGAAGGAGGAGGAUUGCCUUGGAAAUUCCACUGGAUAGGCAAGAGUAUUAAAGCUGGACUAAUCGUAAGACUCGGCAUUGAUUCGAUCACCAAUGUGCCUACAGAACACAGAUAGUGUUCAAUAAUUGCGAGAAUAGUUCUCACCACAGAACAGAACCAAAGAGUGAGAACGAGUUUGACAAAUUGAUCACCAUAUGGAGUGAGUGCUACACGAUUUCCAAAGCAUCCAUCGGUUUUGAUAACAAAUCGAUAGGUAAAACUUGUUGUCGAACUUAUUUUCGUGUACGUACUCCCGAGGAGGGAAAAAAAGAAGGAGGAGGAGGAGAAUAAGGUUCCCAGGACCGCCAACACGCCAAAUGGCGUCAUCCACGUGGAUACUCGUUUGGAUUCCGGUCCGUGAGGAAGAGCUCAGAUUGCACCAAGAACUCACUCAAAAUCCAACUCACGAAGGAAAGCAAAAGAACAAGAAGAAAAGCCAAAGUGAGAAGAAGAAAAACUCUCGAAAUGAGUUCUUUCCCAAACCAGGGGGAGGCCACAUGGGCUACGACAAUCCCAUGCCCAUCGAAGGGGAGCCACCAUCCAAUCUAAAGACCUUAACCGAGCAACCCGCUGUCAUGAAUGAAAUGGACUUCACUAGCUUGGAGGAUACAAUGGUCGAGGUCUUGGGUGUCCUGAAAUGUUCUCACUUUACCACCCAAAAAUCGAGCAAUGGCAAGUACAUCUUGACCACUUUUUGUGUGCCUUCAUCUCGGACUGAGAUCGCCUUGAUAUGCUUGCAACAACACGGGAUCGGUAGUAAUGACUAUACUUCAAUUAGCGUCGUACCCAGUUCCAUUCAGCUCCGAGGAGAACACGUUCUUCAAGAUCCUCCUAAGGUAUACCAAAAAGAGUUGGCUGAUCCAUACCACCGACAAAUGGCCGAGAAAGCCGUGGAUCUGUCCAAGUUAGAGAAUAGAAUCUCCAAUUUCUACAACAGUAUUAGGAGCAGACUUUUGGUGGCCGAGGUUGUGAGCAGGAUCAAGGCUGGCGGUGACUUCAACUUCGACUUCCUCAUGCUGUUGUUUUUGGCAGGCUGUAUAGCGUUUAUGGGAUUAAUCGAAAACAGCACUGUCACUUUGGUUGCAUCCAUGUUGGUCUCUCCACUCAUGGGCCCGAUUUUGUCCGGUAUCUUUGGAUCCGUGAUCCGCGAUAGGAAGCUGAGAAACCAGGGGAUCAAAAAUGAAAUCAUCUCCAUAUGACUUUGCUUGACCAUGGGUUUCACGUUCGGUUUGAUAUUUGCUCCCUGGAUCGAUACCUACGGUGUACCGCAAUGGCCCACCCCCGAAAUGCAGGCCCGAGGGCAACUCAGGACCCUCAUAGGCGGGGCCUUGAUAGCCACUCCUUCCGGUGCAGGCGUUGCCAUGUCAAUCCUGGGCGGAAAUUCCGGCUCCUUGGUUGGAGUAGCCAUUUCUGCCUCGCUCCUGCCUCCCGCUGUUAACUGUGGCCUCCUAUGGGCGGUGAGCUUCGUGGGUGCGGUGUCGGGUGAAAGCUACUUGGUUGGCUAUCGGUUGGAAUCGGACUUGAACUCCACUUUGCCCAUCUAUACACCCGCUUACUCGGACAAUUUGGUGAAGGAAGCCGCAUUACUGGGAAUCGUGAGCUUCACUCUCACCGUGGUCAAUAUCGUCUGCAUCAUUUUCACCGGUAUCGGGAUCCUGAAACUGAAGGAAGUUACUCCCGACAAAAUCCCUCAAUCCUUCUCGAACUUCUGGAAAGAGGACGUCAAAGUUCACCGCGAAUUCAAUCAAUCAGUGGGCAAGGACGAUCCACCCAACCCUACACUCCUCGAGGAGGCGAGAGAGGUCUUGGGCAUUGGCAAAGACGAAGCUAGUACAGCAUUGGAGGGCAAUUUUCUCCUGAGUGUUAUCGAGAAAGCCCAACACGAAUCCGACUUCCUCAAUAUACGCGACCGAGUGGCUCAUCCACCCGUGGCUGAUGGAGUGCCCAAUGAUGUUCAUGGCAAUAUUCUAAUCAUGGAGGACCAAAAUUUACCUCCUAACGCCACGAUCAAUCAGAUCAACCAAGAGGAAUUGGCUGACCAAGCCAAAAUCAUCAUAGCUGCCAAUCGGGAAUUUCACAGAUUCCUUAGUAACAACCCGGAUGCGCCGCGAGAUGUACAGAUCUUUCCCAAGCCAAGAAGGCAAAGUUUAGCCAUUACGAUGGGUUUCGCGUGAAGGAAAGACAGGCCCUGACAUGCUAAAUGUGAUUUAUGUACAAUGUAAGAUAAUCAAAAGAUUCUUUCGUUUAUGGUAUCUCAUAUGUUCCAAUGUAUUCCAUCCUUUGUUGUAGUUCAGAGAACAAAUUUCUCAAUUACCGAUGCACAGAUUUGUUAAAGUGUGUAGCUCUUCUGAGCGGUGGCUGAAAGGAGAAUUACAUAUUGAAUAAAUAUUGAUGAGUAACAGGGAGAGUUCUGUCAAGCCAAUAUGAAGUAGUUGACU